Messenger RNA from Salarias fasciatus (jewelled blenny), 2482 nucleotides. RefSeq names its product ankyrin repeat and SOCS box containing 7 (gene asb7). Lineage: Eukaryota; Metazoa; Chordata; Actinopteri; Blenniiformes; Blenniidae. The record is from RefSeq and is a predicted model, not a curated record. Gene Ontology annotation, biological process: intracellular signal transduction. Gene Ontology annotation, molecular function: protein binding. The transcript has 5 exons. The coding region runs from base 212 to 1207 and encodes 331 amino acids.
UGGGGUUGUUUUUGCUGAUGGGGGUCACACUGCUGUAGCUGCUCACAGACUUUGUUGUUACAGAUAAUUCUUUCCCAGAGAAAUGAACCUGCGGGUCUCUCCCAGGAGGAUUUAGGAGAACUGUGCCACCACAGAGUGCCUUGUCCUUCUUCCUCUUCACGCUCUCCCGGCCUUCCUGAUCGUGCGGCACUCCGUCCGGAGCAGCCUCGAUAUGACGAAGAGAAACCCGUCUCUUCAACUAGUCAAAAGGAUGCUGAACCAUCACUGCCGAAGGAACCCUGAGCUUCACGAGGAGCUGCAGAUCCAGGCCGCGGUGGCAGCGGGGGACGUCUGCACCGUCCGGCGGAUGCUGGAGCAGGGCUACUCGCCCAAGAUCCGCGACGCCAACGGCUGGACGCUGCUCCACUUCUCCGCUGCCAAAGGGAAGGAGAGAUGUGUGCGAGUCUUUCUAGAGCACGGAGCGGAUCCCACGGUGAAGGACUUCAUCGGCGGCUUCACGGCGCUCCACUACGCCGCCAUGCACGGCAGAGCGCGCAUCGCCCGCCUCAUGCUGGAGUCGGAGUUUCGCAGCGACAUCAUAAACGCUAAAAGCAACGACGGCUGGACGCCGCUGCAUGUGGCGGCGCACUACGGCCGGGACUCCUUCGUGCGCCUCCUCCUGGAGUUCCGGGCGGAGGUGGACCCGCUCAGCGACAAAGGCACCACGCCGCUGCAGCUGGCCAUCAUCCGCGAGCGCUCCAGCUGCGUGCGCAUCCUGCUGGACCACAGCGCCAACAUUGACAUUCAGAACGGCUUCCUGCUGCGCUACGCCGUCAUCAAAGGAAACCACUCGUACUGCCGCAUGUUCCUGCAGAGGGGGGCGGACACCAACCUGGGGCGGCUGGAGGACGGACAGACCCCGCUGCACCUGUCGGCCCUCAGGGACGACGUGCUGUGCGCCCAGAUGCUCUACACGUACGGCGCCGACACCAACACCAGGAACUACGAGGGCCAGACCCCGGUAGCUUUGUCCGUCAGCAUGUCGGGGAUCAGCAGGCCGUGUCUGGACUUCCUCCAGGAGGUGACAAGACAGCCUCGGAGCCUUCAAGACUUGUGUCGAAUAAAAAUCCGUCACUGUAUCGGCCUUCAAAGCUUGAAGCUCUUGGAGGAUCUACCCAUCGCCAAGGUUAUGAAAGACUAUUUAAAACAUAAGUUUGACAGCGUGUGAAGCAGCAGGACAGCAGACUGAAAACCCAUCGGACUAUGCAAUCAUUGUUCUCCUGGUGCAGAAGGACCCGGCUGGCUCUGCUCACUACAGACGCUUCAACACUCGGUCGGCCGUCCGUCCUUCCAGAGCUUGUUGAGACGGACUCACUCGCCUCACAUGAGCAGAGGUUUCAUGGGGGAAUUUAAACCCCGGUUUGCCUGAAGCAUUUUUAUUACAAUGAGUAUUUUAUAGCGGCCAUCUUGUCAUGACGUUGUCCUCGCCAGGUCAUUGACUGAAGUGAGUCGGGACCCCUCCCAUAUUUAAUUAUUGGCUCUUUUUUGAUUUUUAAUAUAUUUUCUUUCAAAUUUAGUGUGAUAAUUUUAAAAAGGUUUAUUGGUGAUGAAGGUUUUCUGUCUGGUUUAAGAUCAGUUCUGGUGAUAGUUAAAGAAAACUCGAUGUAAGAGUCUAAAUCCUCAAACAAGCCAAACCUCACACUCGGCACACCUUGGUGGACCACUAUUGAUGAUCGUCAACAUGUUUAAAACACCUACUGUUCUCCUUUCACCUAAAAACGGGAACCGGGAAUGAAGCUAAAUGUGGUGCUAUGGAUGCCUUAGAGGUCACUACAGAGGUCACACAUGAACGUUCACUACUGCUCAAAAGUCACUAAAAGAAAUAAAAUCUCUUCUGCUGGGAAACCAGUUUAAACGGUGCUGAUCUCCUACUUACAACAGCCAAUCCGGUGUAAAUUUGGCUCUAAGAUGGUGUGAUGACAGGUGAGUGUGACGGACUGAGGUCUGCUCUCGAGCCGCGCCGCCGCCGCUCACCGUCAGGAUGAAUCGUUACGGUUCGACGAGCAAAUAAAACCUCUUUGACAAACUGACGUUAAAAUCCUGCACCAGGUUUUAUGCUGAUGACAUUUAAUAGUUCUUCAAUGUUCAAAUAUUGAAUAGCAGAACCACAAAAAUAUGGAAAAUACUUUUAUUUAAAUGUGUUCCAAAACACUGAAGAUUGUUCAAACAAUUAUAGUUUCGAGUUCAUUCCUGGAGAUGCAGGAUUUUAACACCAGACACGCUCCUCAGGCCCAACGGUAAAACUGGCAGUGAUCUUCUUUAAAUCAUUCCUGUCGUCCUCACUCAAACAUUCAUUACCAGCUAAUGUCAGACUGAAUUAGAGUGGCUGAGUAAAAAAAAAAGCCACAGCCCACUGAGGGGAGAAUUCCGAGCUUCCACUGGAACCUGUCACAAAUCCAGAAAAAAAAAUCUGUUUAAAAAAACAAAAAACAGCGUUGGAUUA